UUCAGGUUGUUUAACAGCAAGUUUGCAGCAUGGAAGAACUCAACUCCUCUAUGGUUACCUUUAACAGCUCCGCUCAACCUGGAGAUCCUUCUCCUGCAUCAUGGGUCUCCAUCAAACUGGUUUCUGUAGUGGUGGUGUCCUUCUGCUUCUUGCUGGGAGUUCCUGGAAAUAUUGCUGUGAUCAUCCUCAAACCAAACUGGCAGCACCUGUCCAAUCUGAGCCAGAGUCUGAUGCUGAAUUUGGCCAUAUCUGAUCUGAUCUGCCUGCUCCCCCUGCCCCUUUGGAUUUACACUUUUCUGAAAGGCUGGACUCUCGGUUUGGUGGCCUGUAAGCUUCUGACGUAUAUCAUGUACUGUAGCCUCUAUUCUAGCCUCCUGACAGUGACACUGCUGAGUGUCCAGCGCUACCUACAGGUGGUACAUCUGCAGAAAAUCUUUGAUCGCGCAGGAAGACGGAGGCUGCUGGUUCUCCUCUGGCUGGUUACCAUGAUCCUGUCUAUCCCAGCUUUAGUGGUUCGACAGGUGAUCGAACACCAGCAUGGGACAGACUGCCACUUCAAGUACUCUUCCCAGUCCCAGCAGGUGGCCGUGAUGCUAACAGAGACCCUGACUGGACUUUUUGCAAUUUCUGUUGUGGCAUUUUCAUACAUCGGCCUCCACAGAAAAGUGAACCAGGCAGCUUUCUUCAACAACCCACAGAUGACCUGGCUGGUCACAAGUAUCACUGUGACCUUUUUUGUUCUAUGGAUACCAUAUCAUAUCACAAAUGUGCUUAGUGUGGCAGCUAUUCUGCUCAAAAAUGAAACAUUUUUGAAGUUUUGCAUGGACAGCUGGUACACGGUUUCAGCAAUGGUGUUUCUGAUCAGCUGCCUUAAUCCAAUCCUUUAUGCGUUUGCUUCUAGAAAAAUGUGCACCGUGUGCUAAGAAAGAAAACCUUGAUAUUUUUGGUAAUGUAGAAGCUUUCUGUUACAGUAAGUGUAAUUCUUUGAUAUAAAUGGAAAUAGUAGAUUAUAUGACCAAUGUACCUGGCUUGGGAGUUUAUUGGCUUAAAAAUGAGGGAUUGAGGAAGUAACUCUAACCUAUUGCAGAACCUUUAUGAAACAAACACAGAAAUAUCCCCAACAUUAAUUCUGGAACUUAGUCUAAAUAUAUCACAAUAUACACAGCUUAUUUUUACCCACAAUUCUAGUGAAUUCUUCGCUAUAAUUACAACUGUUUUCAUACUGAAAGAGGAUGUUUGUCGUCAGCAAGAUACAUCUGAGUUAAUCAUCUGCAUCUCAAGCACACCGAAACUAGGAAAAAUAGGACUGCUUGAUUUUUGUUGGGUUUAAUGUUUAAUGUUGUUCACUUAGCUUUAUUGUUGUGAUCUCUUAAAAGUCAGAUGUUUGUCCUCUCACCAAACUGUUAAAUUGUUGUUAGCUUGAUUUCAAACAGACACAGGAGCUUGCAUGUUAUUUACCAUUCUUUACCAAAUCUCCAAAUAGUUUUUCUGGCCAGACACAUUUUGUUAUGCUCAUGCACACUUAAUUCACGUAGCCAGAAUAAAAACACACACACACACACGCACACACACACACACACACACACACACACACACACACACACACACACACACACACACACACACACACACACACACACACACACACACACACACACACACACACACACACACACACACACACACACACACACACACACACUCUUACUGUCACGCAACCCAGACAGAUGCACGCACACUUCCUUUGUUUUGUAUGUGUCCGUCUGGAUAUUUUGUUAAAGAAUUUAUUGUAU
This is a messenger RNA of Eleginops maclovinus (Patagonian blennie), 1793 nucleotides long. Its product is annotated as leukotriene B4 receptor 1-like. NCBI's taxonomy places the organism in Eukaryota, Metazoa, Chordata, Actinopteri, Perciformes, Eleginopidae. The transcript has a single exon. The record is from RefSeq and is a predicted model, not a curated record. Gene Ontology annotation, cellular component: external side of plasma membrane; membrane. Gene Ontology annotation, biological process: calcium-mediated signaling; immune response; G protein-coupled receptor signaling pathway. The coding region runs from base 30 to 923 and encodes 297 amino acids. Gene Ontology annotation, molecular function: C-C chemokine binding; C-C chemokine receptor activity.